CGUUCACUGUCUUCAUGUCGCCAAAAUGCCUGUAGGGCCGUCCGGUGUUGUUGUGUUGACCGUCAUCUACGUCCUCAUCUCGCUGUCCGCGAUAAUCAUUGGCGCCCGAAUCUAUCUACGAUUGGCAAUACAAAAGCAGCGCCUCGUAACAGCAGACUGGCUACGCAUAUCAGCAUGGUGCACCGCAUUCGUCACCGGCUUCUUCGACAUACUCUAUGCGAAAGAGGGCGUUUUGCAUCCCGGGAUCAACUACACUCUGUCUAAUUGGGAUGCCCCGUUGGAGCAGCAGAUCAGAGUCCGGAAGUACAAUUGGGUCAAUCCUUUCCCAUUUUACACGACGUUCUAUCUCUGCAAGGCAUCGCUGCUCGUUAUUUAUCUACAGCUAUUUCCACCCUUUAUGGUUAUAAGAAGACUCAUGGUCUGGAUCGUGGUCGUGUAUUGUGUCUGCGCCUACAUCGUCACCAUUUCUCUGCAGCUCUUUCUCUGCUAUCCAAUUCAACGGAACUGGUCUGUCACGAAGCCUGAAGAAGCAUGUGAAAUCGCCACGAUACUUCUUCUGUUCCAAAUCAACUGGGUGUUGCAUUUCGUCGGAAGCAUUGCUCUUUUCUGUCUUCCGUUCUUCAUCAUCCACAAUCUCAAUAUGCGAAGGAAGGUUAAAGUCAGUGUAUACUGCAUCUUUCUCUUGGGAAUCAUCGACAUAGCCUUUUCCCUCACGCGCUUCUUGACCAUUCAGCUCGGUGAUAGCGAAGACUUUCGAUCUUUUACGAUAAUUGAACUCUGGUGUUCCCUCGAUGUCUACAUCGGUCUCGUCAUCUGCUGCAUCCCAGCUCUCCGACCAUAUCUUCAUAGGAAAGGAGUCAACUACAACAUCCAAGAAUCAGGACGCCCUUCGAAGUCUGGUCAUGCGAUACGCCGGACAGGCCAGAGCGGAUUUGAAGAGAUAAUCCAGGGGUCAGGACUUGAGGGCGAUUGCCGAAAUGAUUCAUGGUCUGCAUCUCAUUCUUGUGAGAUUACAGCAGAAUUGAGUGAUAAAAAGGGAAAUGGUAGUGAUAUCGAGCUGGUUAGUGUUGAGAUCAAUAAGAGUAGUGCGUAGGUCGGAGAUAUUCAGCGCGAUAAAACAGCAGCGAUUAAAUAC
Messenger RNA from Fusarium oxysporum Fo47, 1135 nucleotides. RefSeq lists its product as uncharacterized. The coding region runs from base 26 to 1093 and encodes 355 amino acids. The record is from RefSeq and is a predicted model, not a curated record. NCBI's taxonomy places the organism in Eukaryota, Fungi, Ascomycota, Sordariomycetes, Hypocreales, Nectriaceae. The transcript has 6 exons.